Nymphaea colorata (pocket water lily) is the source of this 1198-nucleotide messenger RNA. Its product is annotated as protein ALTERED PHOSPHATE STARVATION RESPONSE 1-like. The coding region runs from base 33 to 674 and encodes 213 amino acids. The transcript is spliced from 2 exons. Lineage: Eukaryota; Viridiplantae; Streptophyta; Magnoliopsida; Nymphaeales; Nymphaeaceae. The record is from RefSeq and is a predicted model, not a curated record.
CCAUACCAAUAACUAUUAGAUCCAUUGAUGCCAUGUCAAAUAAGGUUCACAAGUUAAGGGAUAAUCAGUUGCAAUCUGAACUUACUAAACUCAUUCAAGGGAUGAUAAGAAUGUGGAAAGUCAUGUUAGCAUGUCACCAAAAGCAGCUCCAAGCUAUUUCGGAGGGUAAAAUUCUGGAUGUGAUGCCGAGGUUUAGCUCAAGCGACUGUGCAAUGGGUGCAAUAAUGCAACUAGAACGUGGGGCUUCAAGUUGGUGUUCCAGUCUUGUCAAGCGGAUGAAUGCUCAGAGGGCAUAUGUUAAAACCUUGAAUGAUUGGUUAAGAAAAUGCAUAGAUGAAAAACCUGAAGUGACAGCAGAUGGAGUUGCCCCUUUUUCACCAGGCAGAGUAGGUGCGCCACCAGUAUUUGUGAUUUGCAAUGAUUGGUAUCAAUUGAUGAAAGACGUUUCUGAGAACCAAGUGAUAGAAGCUGUCAAUGCCUUCGUUGCAAACAUACAUAAACUUUGGGAGCAGCUUGAUGAGGAGAAGCGAAAAAGUCGGGAGAUCCAGUACCUCUCAAAGGACCUAGACAAAAGAGCAAGGUUAUUGCACGAGGAAAGUAGGAUUCCUAAUGCCCAAGGUCUGCCAGAAAAGUUGAUCAUUUCACUUACAAAAGAGGAUGAAACUUCCUUGUAGUAUAGAAGGACGGAACUUGAUGCAAUGAAAAAAAGGUUGGAGGAAGAGGAACUCAAGCAUGCAGAGCUGGUCCGGCAAGUUCAAUCUGGUGCUUGUACUAUUUUAAAAAUUGGCUUGGUGAAGAUUUUUGAAGCAAUGGUCAAUUUCGCUUCUUCAGUCAUCAAGGUUUAUGAGCAUAUCAGAAUCCCAACUAGCGCUGAUGCUUAGCUAUUCAUGGUUAUCGCUGUGGUGUCUUAAAAAUUACCUUGGUGAAGAUCUUUGAAGCAAUGGUCAAUUUCGCUUCUUCGGUCAUCAAGGAGCAGAUCAGAAGCAGUGAUGCGUAGCCGUAGAUGGUUAUCACUGUAGCAUGGCCUCUGUUGAGCAGGUUGAUCAGGUUGAUGGUGCCCGUUUUUGGGGAGCAAGGUUGUUGGAGGAUGGCUGGCCCUUUUAGGUUGAGAUGUUGCCUAUGAGAGAUUCAGUGCACAUAUUCAAUGUCACACCCCGACCUUUUGACACUCAAACAUUUUUUUUUCUAAACAUAAAAC